Acanthosepion pharaonis is the source of this 981-nucleotide messenger RNA. Lineage: Eukaryota; Metazoa; Mollusca; Cephalopoda; Sepiida; Sepiidae. The record is from the annotation of a GenBank genome assembly.
AUGUGCACUUUCUUUCUUGCUUUUUUCUUUCUUUCUUUCUUCUUCCUUCUUCUUUCUUUCUUUCUACCCUUUCUUUCUUUUUUAUUUCUUCUUCUUUCUUUGUUUUUCUUUUUUUCUUUGUUUUUCUUUCUUUAUUUAUUUUUCUUUUUUCUUUAUUUCUUUCUUUUUUCUUACUUUCUUUAUUUCUUUUUUCCUUAUUCUUUCUUGUUUCUUUCUUUCUUCUUUCUUUCUUUCAUUCUUUCUACCCUUUCUUGCUUUCUUUUUUCUUUCUUUCUUUUUUCUUUUUCUUACUUUCUUUUUCUUUCUUUCUUUCUUUUUUCUUUAUUUCUUUCUUUUUUCUUUCUUUCUUUCUUUUUUCUUUCUUUCUUUCUUUCUUUUUUCCUUUUUCUUUUUCUUUCUUUCUUACUUUUUCUUUCUUUCAUUUUUCUCUCUUUCUUUCGUUCUUUCUUUCUUGCUAAGACUGAAACCAAAUAUCUCCGGUUUUUUCACCAUACUUCUUCGAGUUCUUUUUUAUUCGUCUUCAUUCGUUUCUAUUUAUUCCUCGACAUUUUUCCAUUUUCCUUCUUCAUUACUUUUUUCUUCAUUAUUCUUAAUUGUUUUUUUUUUAUUUUAUUAUCAUUCAUUUCCAUUUUCUUUCAUAUCUUUCUUCCAUAUUCUUCUUCAUUUUUCAUUAUUUUCCGUUUUAUUAUUUAUUUCUUUUUUCUUUUUCUUCUUCUUCCUCCUCUUCUUCUUCUUCUUCUUUUAAUUCGCUUUUCAUGUCAUCCUUCAUUUUUUCUUCUCUUUUGUUUGCCGUUUUCUUCAUUGUAUUACUUCUUUUCAUUCUACUUUUUAAAAUAUUUCACCAUUUCUUUGCUUCUUCUUAUUUUUCUUCAUGCUUUUCCUUCUUUUAAUUUGUUCUUCAUGCUAUCAUUCAUUUUUCUUUUUCAUGCCUUUCAUUCUUUUAAUUUUUUCAUGCAAUCCUUCUUAAAUUUUUCUUCAUGA